This is a messenger RNA of Pongo pygmaeus (Bornean orangutan), 3514 nucleotides long. It is a transcript of the gene PRDM8, whose product is annotated as PR/SET domain 8. Lineage: Eukaryota; Metazoa; Chordata; Mammalia; Primates; Hominidae. Gene Ontology annotation, molecular function: protein binding. Gene Ontology annotation, biological process: regulation of DNA-templated transcription; oligodendrocyte development. Gene Ontology annotation, cellular component: nucleus. The record is from RefSeq and is a predicted model, not a curated record. The transcript has 7 exons. The coding region runs from base 660 to 2729 and encodes 689 amino acids.
GCAAUUUCACAAAAAGCCUCGCUAGAGGAAUGUGCAAGGACAGAAGGGAAACUGAGGAGACCCGCAACUCAUUAGCAAAAUAAUAGGGUGCACUUCAAUAAAAAUGCGGUCCUGAAGUGGAGCGGACUCACCUGCAAGGAGCCCGGAAAAUCGACAGGGGCGGCGGCAAAAUACUAUCAAAUCAGCCUGGGAAGCAGCUUUUCGCUCAGCAAGUUCAAGAGAACAAAUAUGUUAUAAUCCUUGCCUAUUCUUGCCUCCACUUCAUAAUGAGUAGAGAAUUGAACUGUGAAAAAGAAGCCCGAGAUCCCCCAGCGAAAUAGUGUUGCAGCCCCGUUGAAGGAGUCAACUUGCAGGCUGUUAAAGACCUCAAGUCAUUAGAAUCAGCUGCUGCACUAAAGGGGCAAGUCAGCGCCUCUAAGUGGCUUAGCGCACAAACGAGGCUCCCGAGACGGCCUCGGCAACUCCAUCCCCUCCUCCACCACCCGCUGGAUGUGAAAAGCUUUCCGGAGCCCAUCUUGGAAGAGCCUAAAAGGCGGCAACACCAACACCUCUUGACAUGGAAAUACACUGAUACAAUAGGCAAAAAGAAAUACUCGAUUGCAUCUUCCCGGUUCCAGGUGGCCUUAUCUGGGAGAUUCUAUACCGACCUUAUUCCUGUGAUGGAGGAUACGGGCAUCCAGCGAGGCAUCUGGGAUGGAGAUGCCAAGGCUGUCCAACAAUGUCUGACAGAUAUUUUUACCAGCGUUUACACCACCUGCGACAUCCCUGAGAAUGCUAUAUUUGGUCCCUGUGUCCUGAGCCAUACUUCCCUAUAUGACAGCAUAGCUUUCAUAGCUCUCAAGUCUACUGACAAGAGAACAGUACCGUAUAUCUUUCGGGUAGACACCUCAGCAGCAAAUGGUUCCUCAGAAGGUCUCAUGUGGCUGCGGUUGGUCCAAUCGGCCAGAGAUAAGGAAGAGCAGAACCUCGAAGCCUACAUAAAAAACGGACAGCUGUUCUACCGCUCUCUCCGCAGGAUUGCCAAAGACGAGGAGUUACUAGUUUGGUACGGGAAAGAACUGACUGAGUUACUCUUGCUCUGCCCCUCUAGAUCCCACAACAAAAUGAAUGCAGGGUCGUCCCCUUACACAUGCCUGGAAUGCAGCCAACGUUUCCAGUUUGAGUUCCCCUAUGUGGCGCAUCUGCGUUUCCGCUGCCCCAAGAGACUUCACAGCGCUGAUAUAAGUCCCCAAGACGAGCAAGGCGGCGGCGUGGGCACCAAGGACCACGGGGGCGGCGGCGGCGGUGGCAAAGACCAGCAGCAGCAGCAGGAGGCACCUUUAGGCCCGGGUCCCAAGUUUUGCAAAGCCGGCCCCCUCCACCACUACCCAUCUCCCUCCCCCGAAAGCAGCAAUCCACCCGCUGCCGCCGGCGGCAGCAGCGCGAAGCCAUCCACAGACUUCCACAACCUGGCCAGGGAGCUGGAAAACUCCCGGGGAGGCAGCAGCUGCUCCCCAGCCCAGAGUCUCAGCAGCGGUAGCGGCAACGGCGGAGGCGGCGGCCACCAGGAGGCGGAGCUGAGUCCCGACGGCAUCGCCACGGGCGGCGGCAAAGGAAAGAGGAAAUUCCCGGAGGAGGCGGCGGAGGGCGGCGGUGGCGCGGGUCUGGUAGGGGGCCGGGGCCGCUUCGCAGAGCGGCCCCUGCCGGCCUCCAAGGAGGAUCUGGUGUGCACACCGCAGCAGUACCGAGCCUCGGGCAGCUACUUCGGCCUGGAAGAGAACGGCCGCCUCUUCGCGCCGCCAAGUCCCGAGACGGGCGAGGCGAAGCGCAGCGCCUUCGUGGAGGUGAAGAAGGCUGCCCGCGCGGCCAGCCUGCAGGAGGAGGGGACAGCCGACGGCGCGGGCGUCGCCUCCGAGGACCAGGACGCUGGCGGCGGCGGCGGCUCCUCCACGCCCGCGGCCCCGUCGCCGGUGGGCGCCGAGAAGCUGCUGGCCCCGCGGCCCGGGGGCCCGCUGCCCAGCCGGCUCGAGGGCGGCAGUCCUGCGAGGGGCAGCGCCUUCACUUCGGUGCCGCAGCUGGGCAGCGCGGGCAGCACUGGCAGUGGGGGCGGAACGGGCGCCGGGGCCGCAGGCGGCGCGGGCGGGGGCCAGGGCGCCGCGUCGGACGAGCGCAAAAGCGCUUUCUCGCAGCCAGCACGCUCCUUCUCGCAGCUGUCCCCGCUGGUGCUGGGCCAGAAGCUGGGCGCGCUCGAGCCAUGCCACCCCGCCGACGGCGUGGGCCCCACCAGACUCUAUCCCGCCGCCGCAGACCCUCUAGCGGUGAAGCUCCAGGGGGCCGCGGACCUGAACGGAGGUUGCGGGUCCCUGCCGAGCGGCGGCGGCGGCCUGCCUAAGCAGAGCCCCUUCCUGUACGCCACCGCCUUCUGGCCCAAGAGCUCCGCUGCCGCUGCAGCCGCGGCUGCGGCGGCGGCCGCGGGGCCGUUGCAGCUGCAGCUGCCCUCGGCGCUCACGCUGCUGCCGCCCUCCUUCACCUCGCUGUGUCUGCCCGCGCAGAACUGGUGCGCCAAGUGCAAUGCCUCCUUCCGCAUGACCUCCGACCUAGUGUACCACAUGAGGUCGCACCACAAAAAGGAGUAUGCGAUGGAACCCUUGGUGAAGCGGCGGCGAGAGGAGAAACUCAAGUGCCCCAUCUGCAAUGAGUCCUUCAGGGAGCGCCACCACCUCUCCAGGCACAUGACCUCGCAUAAUUGACUCGGAAAGGACCCCAGCUUUCCACGCGCGCGCACGCACGCACGCACAGUCAAGCCACCUGCAGGAAUAAACACGCGAGAACAUCCACCGCUUCCUUGCACCCCGAAACACUGCACAAAGACACAUACAUUCACCCCCUCAACGCACACACACUUCCUCUCCUCCCAGGAACCUCAUUCAAAUAUUUACCCGGGACACACACACCCACACACACACACACAGACAUACUCACACACAAGAGCCAGGAUGGUGGAGUUUUGAUUGGGUGGGUUGUUUGAGGGGGUCUUCUUUUGAAUGCACGCAUUUUCACUUUCCCCAAAACAAAGGUACAUUUUUUAAAAUGUCAUAUAUUGCAACAUAUUGAUGCAUUUGUCAUACGUUUCUACUUAAAUUAUUAAGCACUUACAAUUUAGAUGUAAUAAUUAUAUGUAAGGGCAAAAUUUAUUUUAGAUAUAAAGUAAAGGAGGAGGGUGAGAUGCUUUCUGCAUUUCUUGAUGACAGUUUGUGUUCCUACAAAAAUAAACAAAAUGAAUAAAGAGGGGUCGCCAUUCAAUUUGAGUUUCCAGGGGGAAGUGCAUGUAUAAUGAAAUGAUAAUGGACUUCAAUGAAGAAUGUCAUCAAUUAUGUACAUAUGUAUUUUCUUUUAAUACAAAGUGUAAUUUUGUGCCAGUGAAAUGGAGUCUGAAUAGUUAUGUGUUUCUUUUAUCCCUGGAAAUAUUUAUUAAACUUUAUAGUUUAUCCGAGUAUGUUGGAUGCUUUGACAAUAAAUGACUAUUUUCUUCAAA